Molecule: messenger RNA, 4138 nt
Organism: Daucus carota subsp. sativus
Lineage: Eukaryota; Viridiplantae; Streptophyta; Magnoliopsida; Apiales; Apiaceae
Product: receptor-like protein 4
Exons: 9
Coding region: 184-2019 (611 amino acids)
Molecular function (GO): protein binding
Source: RefSeq, a predicted model, not a curated record
UUUAAUUUUCAACUAUCUUCUUCGUUUACUUUCUAUACUUUUUUCACCCUCCUCCCAUUAAUCACGCCCCCUUACUCUCUCUCACUCCCACCUUUUCAUUCCUUCUCUAAAUUAUAUCACCCUCAACUACAACUGCCGGUACUACUACAUCUCAAUCUCAUCCCUCCUCCAUUACCAACCAAAAUGAUGAUAUUGAUGAUUGGCUUCUCUUUCUCCUUCCUCCUCCUCUCCAUCUCUCUCCCUUACUCUCUCUCCUCUUCCCCUACUUAUGAUAAGGCGUUUCACAUUGACUGCGGUGGCUCAACUCAAAGCACCGACAAAUUCAACACUACGUGGCUCGCCGACGAGUUUUUCUCCGCAGGAGCUACCGGUUUAGUCUCCGAACCGCUCCGAUUCCAGAAUCUUCACGAAAAAACGGUUCGAUUCUUUCCGAUUAGUUCCGGUAAGAAGAAUUGCUAUACUGUACCUAAUUUACCGAUCGGUUCUCGUUUCUAUAUACGUACAUUCACUGUUUAUGAUAAUUACGACGGCAAGUCACAUUCGCCGUCUUUCGAAGUUUCGGUUGAAGGUACUUUGGUGUUUAGCUGGCAUUCCCCGUGGCCGGAAGACAUAAGUCGUUCCGGUGCUUACUCCGAUCUUAUUGCAUUUAUAUCUGAUGGCGAAGCGGAUAUUUGUUUUUAUAGUAUUGCUACUGAUCCACCUGUGAUUGCGUCGCUUGAGCUUGUUCAGAUCGAUGCAGCAGCAUAUGAUGCUGCUUCUAUAGGGAAUAGCUCGAUUUUAGUGAAUUAUGGGAGGUUGACCUCUGGUUCGGGUCAAUGGGGACCGGGAUUUAGUAACGACACUGAUUUGUUUUUUAGGUCGUGGCAGUCUGAUGCUGACUUCAGGUCAGAGAAUUCUGUUGGUAUUAAGUCGGUUUCGGCUGUUAAGAAAGUAAUUAAUACAGAUAGGAGUCCGAAUUUUUUUCCAGAGAAACUGUAUUCGACUGCUGUGGUGGCCAAGGGAAAGGGGGGAUUGGAGUAUGAAUUGCAGGUGGAUGCGAAGAUGGAUUAUUUGUUAUGGUUUCAUUUUGCUGAGAUUGAUGUGAGUGUGAAUAGAGCUGGGAAGAGGGUGUUUGAUAUAGUAGUGAAUGAAAUCAAUGUUACGAGGAUUGAUAUUUACAAAGAAGUAGGUGGUUUUGCAGCUUAUGAUUGGCAUUAUGUUGUCAAGAAUUUGAGUGAUACUAUAUUGAGUGUGAAGUUUGUUCCUGUUGUUGGUUCACCUUUAAUUUGUGGGGUGGAGAAUUAUGCUAUUGUUCCGGCUGAUCUCAAGACCAUUCCUGAUCAAGUUAUUGCAAUGAGGUCACUAAAGGAGUCACUCAAGGUUCCAGACCGGAUGGGUUGGAAUGGUGACCCUUGUGCUCCAACUUCUUGGGAUGCUUGGGAAGGUGUUACUUGCCAUACCAAUAAAGGGGAAUCUGCACUUGUGGUCUCUCAAAUAGAUCUUGGGAGUCAGGGAUUGAAGGGGUACAUUUCUGAGGAAAUCAGUUUGUUAUCAAAUUUGGUAAGCUUGAACCUAAGUUCUAAUACUCUGGGAGGUACUUUACCCUUGGGGUUGGGCCAGAAAUCUCUUGUAAAGCUGGAUCUGUCGAGCAAUAAAUUUUCUGGAUCAAUACCUGAAAGUCUGACUUCUUCAAAACUGCAGCUUGUGCUGCUGAAUGAUAACUCAUUGGAAGGGCAAGUCCCUGAGGAGAUUUAUUCAAUCGGAGUCCAUGGUGGAGCUAUUGACCUCUCUGGUAAUAAAGGCUUGUGCGGUGUACCUUCUCUACCAGAUUGCCCGCUCUUUUGGAAAAAUGGUGGUUUAUCUAAGAAUGGUAAAAUUGCAAUAGGCAUAUCAUGCCUCAUUUUUGUUUGUUUGCUGUCGCUGCUGAUAUACAUAUGCUGCAUUAGAAGAGGGCGUAAUGAUUAUGAUUUUGGGCUACCUCAUGAAUUAACGUAUAAAAGAAUUGAAACAGACUUAUACUUAAAAUGUCCGGAUUCAUAAUUGGAAAGGGCGCAAGAUUAAGGGCACGGUUCUCGGCUUAGAGCAAGUCCAAGAGAUGUCCUAUAUCCUAUAUCCUAUCCUGAGUUACUAUUUGGGGCAUUUGAUGAAAAAUGUUGAUCCAACAAUGUCCUAGUGAUGCCAUAUAUCACUAGGACAACCACCUCAAGUCCUAUUUUUGAGGCACAUCUCUCUUUGCUCUAUCCUAUAUUUUAUUAUAAAUUCAUAUGAACACUCUCUUUCUCUCUCUACUUUUAUAUUAUGCUUUAAUGAUGAAAGAGAGUCUCUAAUUAUAAAAUAUUAAACAUAUUGUAAGAAUAAGGCACAUGGUUGGAGUUCUAGUUAGUAACAUAUGUCGUAAAUCACUAGGACUGUAGGACAUGAUAUUUUAUAUUAUAUUUAGGGCUUGAACUAGGACACUCUUGGACUUGCUCUUACGUUCACAAAGUAUGAUGUAAAACGAAUUUAUACAUGGUUACUUAAUACAUAAAUAAGAAAACUUUAAAAUAAUGGUGGUAGAAUAUUAAUGGAAUAAACUUUUUAAAACUAGUAAGUACAAUAGAUUAUGAAAGUAGAAGUUAUUGUUAAAGUUACACCUAAUGAUUCUUGUUCCAGCAAAUUUAGUGCGCUGUAACACUAUCAUAGUGUGCCAGUGGAGAGCGUUUCUCUGCAAAAUGGUGCAAUUUUGGUAUAAAAGUAACACCAUUUUGGUGUUAUAGCAUCCCAAUGGAAUUGCUCUAAAGAAACCAUUAAUGACGUCCCAAACUAAUGCCUAUUUGAAGUGUAGGCUUGUGCUACAGCGGUUUGAACUUGCAUCAAUAUAUAACUUGAUAAUAACUAGUAAUUUUGACCACGUAUUGGUUAUAAAAUGACCCCCCCCCCCCCCCCCGAAAAAAAACAAACAAACAAACAAACAAACAAAACAAAACCCACGCCCACUGUGCACACAAAAUCUUCCCUUUAUAUAAUUAAUGGGGUCCAGAUACUUAUAAGAUCAAUCAACAUCAAUAAAAGCAGAGAAUUCUUAAUUAGAUUUUUCACACACAGAUCAAUAUAUGCCUCGACAUCAAGUGGCUAAUAGCCUAAUAAUUUUAGCAAUCACUACAAAACUUGGAAUAACUACUGAAUUAAGGAGAAAUUGCAUGUUCCUAUUAGUUGUAUAGACAAUGUUGAAAUUAAUUUAAAGCUGUUAGAUGGAUAAGUGGUUAAUUUAUUAAGUUAUAAACACUGAGAGAUAAUUUUGGGAAGAAAAUUUUGUUUUUGAAGAUGCAAGUUAAAUCAUUAUGAUUGGCAUGUAAAAUCAACUCUAAGCAUUUGCUGUAUAAUUUACUAAGUGCUAAGCUGCGAAGUUGAGGGCAAAGGCACUGGUGAAGAGAUUGAUAAAUUACACUAUACAUGUUUCUAGCCUAUAUUUGCAUACAGUAAGUUCAAUUCAACGGAAUGGAAUGGGGGGAAUAAAUGAAAAAUUAUUACGAAAUUUGAUGGAGAAACAAAAGAGAAUGAAAGAAAAGUGAAUGAACAUGAGGGAGUUUAAAUUGUCUUAUAGAAAUGCAAUGGAUCAUUAGGUUAGAUUUCUACCUUAAAUUGCUAGGAAUGGAAUGCAAGAAGGAAUAAAAAUUAUUAAUAUUAUCCCCAAUUUCUCCCAAAUAAGAAUACAAAUUUCAUUCUAUUAUCUCUCAUUCCAUUCCGUGCAAGUGAACACAACCUCAUAGGUACUAGUAAUGCAGUAUCAUAUACACAUUCUCAAUUGGGUUUGGCAUAAUAAUAUUGUAAUUUGUAGGAAGAAUAGACCUGCAUAUUGAGUCUCCCUAGACCUUUCACUAAACAUAAGAUUUUAACUUGGUUAACCUGAUCAGAAGCCUUCACCUUAGACCCCUUUCUUGACAUUGGAACGGGUACCGACAAACACACUUGUAUAACUGUGUGUAUAUAUAUUGUGUGAACAUCGGGUUGUGUGCUGUUGAUAGAUGCUUGUUUUUUUAAUGAAAUUAGUUAGGUAGACUGUUUUUUAAUUCUUGCUUGCCCACAAUGUUCCAUUUUCGUUUGUCGCAAUUCUUAUGAUCUCAUACGCAACACUUUUAAUUUGGAGGUUGUAUUACUCAAGCAAUUGCUUCUAAUGUCU